GAUUACUGUAGAUCAGUGAAGACUCUGGAGGAAUGGAGGAUUCAGAGCAUGUGGCCGUGAGCAGUGAGACAGAGGCGAUGACUGAGCAGUGUGUUGAAGCUGACUCCGAGCCAGGAGGCGGGGCUGAGACGACAGAGGGCGGAGCUAAUGAGGACAACACAGAAAACCAGGAGAACACAGGAGCUGGAGCCAAUGAGAGUGAGGCAUGUGAGCGCGAGGGCGGAGCUAAUGAGGACAACGCAGAAAACCAGGAGAACACAGGGGGUGGAGCCAAUGAGAGUGAGGCAUGUGAGCGCGAGGGCGGAGUCACAGAGCAGGCCAACACAGUGGAGGAGGAAGAGAAUAAAGAGACGGACAUCACACCACAUAAAGCUGGAGAACAAGAAAAAGACACAGAGGUAAAUAAAAAUAAAGAAAGUGAGGCAGAAGAAGAAGGAAAGGAGAGCAAUAAUGACCCUCACAAGAAAGAUAAUGAUUCCUGCGAUAAUGAAGGACAGCUUGAGGAAAAGCACAAAGAAGAGGAGAAGAGGACAAAAGAAACUGAAGGAAAAACUAAAACGAAGGAAGAUGAACGAGAUACAAAAGAGAAAAAAGAGACUAAAGAUGAUGUCAAAAUCAAACCAGAAAAUCUAGGAAGAAAAAGCACGAAAUCCUCCGUCUGUUCCCGAUCGGCCCGACCCUCGACCCGAAGAGACGCCAUGGCCAAGUUUCAGAAGGACCAGACUCAGGGUGUCCGAAACUUUAAAGUUCAACGGACAUCUAUAGGCAUGGCGGGUGGAGCAUCAAUCAAACAGAAAAUACUCAAUUGGUGCAGGAACAAAACACAGAAAUAUGAGGGUGUCUGCAUAGAAAACUUCUCUUCCUCGUGGAGUGACGGCCUGGCUUUUUGUGCACUCGUUCAUCGCUUCUUUCCCUCUGCUUUCGACUUCUCCUCCCUCAAAGCCAGUGAACGAGAGAAGAACUUCAGUCUGGCCUUCAGUACCGCAGAAUCUCUUGCUGACUGCUGCCCCCUUCUGGAAGUGUCGGAUAUGUUACUGAUGGGCAACAGGCCAGACCCGCUGUGUGUCUUCACAUAUGUGCAGGCUCUCUGCCAUCACCUCUCGAAGAUAGAGAAGGAGAGGAGGGAGAAAGAGACGGAGAAGGACACAAACACAGAAGAAGAUCGAGGGGUUUCUGAAGCCAACGGAAGAGGAGACGGAGAGAGGGAUGAGAGUGGACAGAACGAGGAGACGGAGGAAAACACAUCAGAUUCUGGCAUGAAGACAGAACAAGAGACAGAUCCCAAUGAAAAUGUUAUAAAUGUUGUGGAUGAGAAACUCAAUGAAUUAAUGAAUGAAUGAAAAAAGAAAGGAGAGCGUAAGAAUAAUGUAUUGUUGUCGCAAUCUGCUUUUGAGAAUGAAUAGUGUCUAAUGUGG
Rhinichthys klamathensis goyatoka is the source of this 1415-nucleotide messenger RNA. It is a transcript of the gene smtnl1, whose product is annotated as smoothelin-like 1. NCBI's taxonomy places the organism in Eukaryota, Metazoa, Chordata, Actinopteri, Cypriniformes, Leuciscidae. The transcript is spliced from 5 exons. Gene Ontology annotation, cellular component: microtubule organizing center; filamentous actin. Gene Ontology annotation, biological process: actin cytoskeleton organization. Gene Ontology annotation, molecular function: protein binding. The coding region runs from base 33 to 1340 and encodes 435 amino acids. The record is from RefSeq and is a predicted model, not a curated record.